This is a messenger RNA of Colletotrichum siamense, 1188 nucleotides long. RefSeq names its product Cytoplasmic tRNA 2-thiolation protein 2 (gene NCS2). Bases 1 to 1188 code for a protein of 395 amino acids. Gene Ontology annotation, molecular function: tRNA binding; sulfurtransferase activity. The record is from RefSeq and is a predicted model, not a curated record. Lineage: Eukaryota; Fungi; Ascomycota; Sordariomycetes; Glomerellales; Glomerellaceae. Gene Ontology annotation, biological process: tRNA wobble position uridine thiolation. Gene Ontology annotation, cellular component: cytosol. The transcript is spliced from 2 exons.
AUGAGCGGAAACACUGAGCCACGACCUUGCCGGCGAUGCAAGAUACCGACGGUUCUGACGGUAAGAAAGGACCCGCUGUGCGAAACCUGCUAUGAGGCACACAUUGCCCAGCGAGUGGUAAAGGCUCUUGGCAAGCCAUGGAAGGAGGCCAAGGAGAAGAUCGGAAACAAGCCAAACGCCAAAGGAAAGUACCUCCUCGGUCUUUCCUUCGGACAUUCGUCUGCGGCCAUGGUACAGGUGCUGGACAAGAACCUCCAGAGCCUCCAUGACAGAAAGUUACGCGUCGCCUAUGAGGUGCACGCCAUCCACAUCGACACGGACCUAUCGGGCGCUUCGCAGUCAUCGGCAAAGCCCCCCGCGAGCCAAUUGCUGGACAAGUACGAGGAAAGAUUUCCCAACCUGUCCAUGCAAUGCGUGCCACUGAGUGACGCUCUCAGGCUAGAUACGAUAGACUGGUCUGUACUACCGGCUCUGCAGAAGGACCUCGGGCCCUCGCAGCAGGUCAGAGCCAUGCUCGAAGCGCUGCCAUCUGUGACAUCGAGGGUGGACAUCUUGAGGCUGCUCGUGCGGCAUCUGUUGCUGUCGCUGGCCAUAGACAAGGAAUGCCACGCGCUGCUUCUUGGCUGCACGACAACCGCCUUGGCCGAACUGACACUGGCGGAGACGGCGAAAGGGAGGGGUUUUGCGGUGCCCUUGCAAGUGAAUGACGGACAAGUUCCCAUCACGACGUUUCCACGCUCGAAGGAGCAGUCGGAAGAAGGCCAGCCAGCCAGCGGAACUCAGAAGACGACGUUCCCUGUCUACUACCUAUUGAGAGAUGUUUUCAAGCGGGAAGUGACUACGUAUACUGGACUCGUCCAACCACCGAUCAGGGAGCUGAUUCAAGACGCGGGUUCGAGUAGCAGCACUAUCGUGUCGCAUAGAGAAUUGAGCAUCGAGGACGUCAUGACCCGGUAUUUCGAGGAGGUGGAAGAGAGCUAUCCAUCGGUCGUCGCCAAUGUCGUUCGCACCACUGGCAAGCUCAUACGAGAGAAUGCCGGUGAUGCGUGUGCACUCUGCGGAAUGGAUCUGGACGAGCAUGGCUACGCCAGGUGGAAGGGAGAGAUUGGCGAGGAUCCGGAUGAUGUGAAGCGCAAGGAAACUGCAGGACGAUUAUGUUACGGGUGCGAACGGUCUAUAUAUGGGUAG